This is a messenger RNA of Esox lucius (northern pike), 4371 nucleotides long. RefSeq names its product angel homolog 2 (Drosophila) (gene angel2). Gene Ontology annotation, biological process: 3'-UTR-mediated mRNA stabilization. NCBI's taxonomy places the organism in Eukaryota, Metazoa, Chordata, Actinopteri, Esociformes, Esocidae. The transcript has 9 exons. The coding region runs from base 728 to 2551 and encodes 607 amino acids. Gene Ontology annotation, molecular function: 3'-5'-RNA exonuclease activity; mRNA 3'-UTR binding. The record is from RefSeq and is a predicted model, not a curated record.
AGUGUUUUCCGUGUCCUCUAUUCUGACUUUUGUUUGGGAGAUGUAGUUUUUUCGGUAAACGUUAUUCACACUGGUUUUCUAGUGAUUAUUUUCUUAGGUUUGAAGUUAUUGUGCAUAAACACUACAUAUCCCGUUACUAAAAACAAAGCGCUUGUUUAGCAGGAUGGGGCCGGGUGGGGCCUUGCUGGUCUGAUUCCCCGCAGACCCUGACCGAGACAUUUCACUGGUUCAUGUUUUCUACCAGGAGCACAACACAAGUAUUAUAUUCAGUUGAUAAGCGUUUUCGGACGUGAAUCGCAGAUGCUCGUUUGUUCUGCAUAAUACAUUUCUAACGUUACAGAACGUAAAAACCCACUGAACGUAGCUCAGUCCCAUUACGCUUACUUCGCCCCACCCAUAAAAUAUUAGCCAAUUUUCUGUGGUCAUCUACGGCUGAAUCCAUCCUUUGCGGUCUCUGUUUUUAGCAUCAUACCUACCACCGUUAUCUCGCGAGCUCAGUGGAUACUAUCCUAAACUUCACGAACACUGAUAAUCAAUGACACGUUAACCAUGAUACAUUGCGGUUUAGAUACUCUUGAACAAGGCCAUUGUUCCUGGCCUCGCGAGAUCAGGGUGGUACGUAAAACGCUAGCUAGUACAGUAGCUAGCUAGAUUCCGGUUUGUUUUCGGUAUAGACAUUUGUUUGCUGUGUCGUGGAACACACGGUGAUGUUUGCUGAUAAUCUGAGAUGUCUCGGCAUCAAAGCAUAAGACAUGUCAAUCCAAAACCUGACGGAAUUCUACCCAUGUUUUCUAGACACCUGACCACGUUUGGCUCUCACUGGUUGCCCCCAGCUAAAGUCCGGUUGGGCGGCUGGAGGAACGUAGAAUUCCGUAACUAUCCAUGUCGGCCGGGUAUGCCUCCUUGGCCUCAACUCUCCCACCCUAAUAGGCACCUAACAGGGGCCUUUCGACCUCCAGAUACCAGGCAACAGCCCCCACCAGGAUUCCCUUUUUAUGGUUUUUCUAAUCGGCCCUUCCACCUUGGACUGAUGGAACGCUCUGAUAAGGAGCCUCCACAUAAGCGGAGGAAGAGUGCAGAAGAAAGGGGUCCAGGGGAUAGGUCCAACUGCCCCCCCAAACACGAGUAUCCGUCCCAAAAGGCACACAGUGCCCCAACCAGUUCCAACUACUGGUUCAAAAAUGGAACGCCACCGCUGCCUCCUGGGACAAGUCCACCAAGACCAGCAUUAGAGUUGAGGAGACAAUGGGAGGUCUUCUCCCACCGCUACAAGUCCAGGCCACAGUCCGGUGGAGAGGGACGAGAACCGCUCUUUGACUUCUCUGUGAUGUCAUAUAACAUCCUCUCUCAGGACCUACUACAUGAAAAUAACUAUCUGUACAAACACUGUAGCCCCUCCUUCCUCGGGUGGAACCACAGGCUCUCCAACAUCCUAAAGGAGCUCAAAGAGCACAACGCAGAUAUAAUGUGUCUGCAGGAGGUGCAAGAGGACCACUAUGUAAAUCAAGUGAAACCCGCUCUAGAAGCUUUAGGUUACCAGUGUGAAUACAAGCGCCGGACAGGCAGGAAGCCUGACGGCUGUGCCAUUUUCUAUAAGAAGGAGCGCUUUUCACUGCUGUCCUGUCACCCCGUGGAGUUCUACCGCCGGGGGGUCCCUCUGCUGGACCGGGACAACGUGGGUCUGGUACUGUUACUGCGUCCCACAGGACCCUCCAGCCCACAGGCCUGCAUGUGUGUGGCCAACACACACCUCCUGUACAACCCCAGACGCGGGGACAUUAAGCUGGCCCAGUUAGCCAUGCUUCUGGCUGAGAUCAGUACGGUGUCCCGCCUCCCUGACGGCAGCUCCUGUCCAGUCGUCCUCUGUGGGGACUUCAACUCCGUCCCCUGGUCCCCGCUGUACAACUUUGUCAGAGAGAGCAGGCUGGAGUACGACGGCAUUCCCAUAGGCAAGGUGUCGGGGCAGGAGGACCGUUCCAAGGGCCAGCGGGUCUUGACCGUACCCAUUUGGCCGCAGAGCCUGGGCCUCACCCAGCAGUGCCAGUACGAGCCCCCCCCUACAGCGGUCGACGGGGGAAUCUCAAAACUCCCUGUGCAGGACUUUGAAGCCCGCGCUUUGGCAGCUUAUAACAGUGAGUCCCGGCCCAGUAUAGAGCACGGUCUGAGGCUGACGUCAGCCUACUCCCACUCCCUGACGGAGGAUGGUCGACCUGAGAUCACCACCUGUCACUCCAGGACAGCCAUCACCGUGGACUACAUAUUCUACUCGGCAGGACCCGGGGACAUGUCCAUUCAGACAGAAGGUCCAUUGCCCAGGCGAGGGCUGCAGCUGCUGGCCAGACUGGCCCUGGUGGGACACACCGAGCUGAAGGCUGUCAACGGGCUGCCCAAUGAGCACAACUCCUCUGACCACCUGCCCCUACUGGCCCGCUUCCGCCUUUGCCCCGAAGAAUGGACAUUAGGGCCAGGGACUCAGAGCCUCGGGCAGAACGAGAGGUCAAUGGCCAAGACCAUGAAAUCCACACAUAUUGCACCUCUCACGAAACAAUGAUUAUAAACUAGGUAGGUGGGGUCCUGGAUGUUGAUUGGCUGGGAGCUAUUGUAAGUAUAAGUAUUAAAGCAGAAUAUGGCCAAUAUAUCACAGCUAAGGGAGGUUUUACUUACACUGGAUACAGCCCUUAGCUGUGGUAGAUUGGCCAUGUACCACAAAGCCUGUUUUGCCUUAUUGAUUUAAAAAGUGGUUCCAAACAAUUUCAACAAAACAAUAAUAGAUAAUACCCAUGUUAUAAAGCCUCACAUAGCCCACAGCUUUCAGCCAAUAAGCAUUCAGGGGUUGAACCACCACUUGUUUUUAGAGUUAAAAUCACCAGUUGGUUUUAACUCCAAAAGCUGAUUGGCUGAAAGGAGUGGUAUAUGAGACUACAGCACGGUUAUGCUAAUGAAUUUUUACUGUUCUAACUAACUUGGUCUCCAGUUUGUCAGCAAGGCACAAGGGGCUAGCAGUAUAUAACCAAAAUACCACAGCUACUUUGUCGGUGUUGUGUCAUGCCUAUGAACAAUGUUGUCCUUUUACAACACCCUCUAUGGACUUUUACACAGGCUCACAUGACCUGGAUACUGCCCUGAAACUGGGCUUUAAUUUCAGAAACAUUAUGGCAGUCCUGCUGUAAAGGCCAGGCUUCUGCGUUCAGAUGUUUACUAUUUCUCUCUUCUUUUUUUUUUUUACUUGAUUACAUGAUUUUAAUUGUACAUUUAUUGAACACAAUAUGAAUAAUUUUAGAUUUUAAUGAAUGUUUACAAGUUCAUUUGAAAUGUAGUGUUUGGUUACCUAUUGGUAUUGAAAUGGAAGGCUUUCAGUCACAGCUAUACCACCUCAUGUAAUGCAAUAAUGAUCAGAAAUGACACUACCAGCUUAGAGGUCACCUCUGUAUUAAUGGCACAUUGUUUGUAAUGAUUUCUGGGGAUUGCUAACCCAAUCUGAGGUCAUUACUGAAAAUGUGUUUUUAUACUUAACUGAUCAGAGAAAGUGGGACUAUUCUUUUCUUUUUAUCUUUCUCACCUGGAAAGGAACAAAGGUAAACCACUGUAGUUUGACAAACCCCCAUGUUUUAGGAGAAAGGCAUUAAGAACCUAGUCAGUCUGCCUUUUGAUGAGGGAUCACAAGUCAGGCCCUGGCAGGCAAUUUCUCUCCACAUCCUGAGUGUUGUUUGUAUUCCAAUACCACGUUGCACUGUCGGUUACAAACAUCGCAGAACAACUCUCAGCUUCACAGUUGAAUUGGGCAAAGAAGCAAUUCUGUGAUCUUUGGUAUUCGUUUUGCCUUGUAAAUGAUGCCACAACCGUAGUGAAUUUCAACGGGUUCACUGUUGUAUUUGGCCCUGUUUCUGAUUUGACUUUCUGAUUUCUCACAUUCUAGCUGAAAUAGGGCAAAGUCUGAGGCCAAAUGUAAAGAUGCCCUGGUCAGCUACAUGCUUGUGAACAAAAUUAGCCAUUUCAUCCUCAACAUCCCAUCCAAAUAAAGCUGUUGACAGGCUUUGAAUUGUGAUCCUGGCUGACUUGUCUGGCUGAUGGUGUGAUUAAAGGCAUGAGAACUCAAGUCUUUAGUCUCAGCCAGUGCUUCUUACUUCUGCUGACAUCAGCGAAGCCUCUGUUACCAGCAGGUUUGGACUUUUUGGGAAGAAAACGUUCACAGGCUUAUCAUUUGUGGUUUAGUGAGAUCCAGCCUAAUGGGGAUAACCCAUCUUUCUGAGAAGAAUCCCAAUACUUUGAAGAUGCGCCCUUUGCUCUUGUCCUUAACCCUCAUUGACAACCACCUGUUACAUUGUGCCGUGUAUCUGUGGAAAUAAGAAAUAUAAAACCAGGAGAAAAGUA